Molecule: messenger RNA, 315 nt
Organism: Thelazia callipaeda (thelaziosis nematode)
Lineage: Eukaryota; Metazoa; Nematoda; Chromadorea; Rhabditida; Thelaziidae
Source: the annotation of a GenBank genome assembly
AUGGAUCUAAUGAGUUUGAAGCUUGAGUUUUCUGGUGGUACAGAAACGCUGUUUAACAUGCAGAAAGAGCUGCAUAUCAAGGUACCAACCAAAUCUGGACCCAUUUUAAUUGUUGAUCUGUUGCAAUUCAUUUAUGAUAAUUUAAUGGUAGGUAAUCCAAGAGCUAACCUAUUUGUGGAAAAUGGUGGUAAAAACAUUCGAUCUGGUAUAUUAGUUCUUGUCAAUGAAGUGGAUUGGGAGUUGUUGCAAGGUCCUAAAACGAUUCUUAAACAGGGUGACGUGAUCUCAUUCAUAUCGACUUUACAUGGUGGUUAA